Molecule: messenger RNA, 258 nt
Organism: Microthlaspi erraticum
Lineage: Eukaryota; Viridiplantae; Streptophyta; Magnoliopsida; Brassicales; Brassicaceae
Source: the annotation of a GenBank genome assembly
AUGGCGAAAGCAGGAGGAAUAACGAACGCAGUGAAUGUAGGAAUCGCUGUUCAAGCAGAUUGGGAGAAUCGAGAGUUUAUCUCACAUAUCUCUCUCAAUGUUCGUCGUCUCUUCGAAUUCCUCGUCCAAUUCGAAUCGACGACAAAGAGCAAAUUAGCAUCUUUGAAUGAGAAGUUGGAUCUGUUGGAACGUCGCUUGGAGAUGUUGGAAGUUCAAGUGAGCACUGCGACUGCAAAUCCUUCUUUGUUCGCUACAUGA